Molecule: messenger RNA, 1554 nt
Organism: Rhagoletis pomonella (apple maggot)
Lineage: Eukaryota; Metazoa; Arthropoda; Insecta; Diptera; Tephritidae
Gene: UK114
Product: rutC family protein UK114
Exons: 3
Coding region: 156-566 (136 amino acids)
Cellular component (GO): cytosol
Molecular function (GO): deaminase activity
Source: RefSeq, a predicted model, not a curated record
CUUAUUGCUCUUGAUCAUCAGCUAUUUACAGCAGCGCGAGCUUGCAAUUGAGUGCCAGUGUCAGUUGCUUAUUUAGUCAGUACUCAACGUUUGACAAGUACAGAACACAAAAUCUCGAAGUUUUCUACUAAAAAAAAGAGCACAGCUGUAAAAAAAUGUCCACAAUUGUGAGGAAAUUGAUUAGCACCGACAAUGCGGCCAAACCAGUAGCGCCAUAUAGUCAAGCUGUCGUUGCUGAUCGUACUGUCUAUGUAUCCGGCUGUUUGGGCUUGGACAAAGACACCAUUAAACUGGUGCCUGGCGGUGUAGAGCAGCAAACCGAGGCGGCCUUGAAAAACUUGGUUGCCACUCUGGAGGCCGCCGGCUCUGGCGUUGACAAAGUGAUCAAAAAUACAAUUUAUGUAAAGGAUCUGAAUGACUUUGGUGCGGUCAAUGAGGUUUACAAGAAAGUCUUCUCCAAAGAUUUCCCCGCACGCGUCUGUAUUCAAGCGGCCCGCUUGCCUCUGGAUGCUUUGGUGGAAAUUGAGAGCAUCGCUUUGACCGGUGAUGUGGAGACCCAAGAAUGAUAGAAUACAAGAUUGCGCCGAUUGCAGCAGAAUUCAUGAGAGUAAUUUUAGCGUGACGUCAUCGUAGAGUUGACAACUGAGAGCGCCGAGAAUGAGGGCGACUAGUGAUGUGCUGAAUUGUCCCCAAUACUCGGUACCCAAUACUUAAAAAAGAUUUCGGUACCCUAUACUUCCUUUUCGGUAUCCGAUACCGAUUAUUUACAUUAAACCCUCCCCAUUAUAUGCAUAUCAGGUUUAUAAAAAACUUUCAUUACUAAUUUAUAUGAUAUCGGCUAAAACACUUGAACUUAUCGCCACAGAAAAAUAUUAUUUUAUCACUUUUAACCUUAGUCGAUCCAAGGUUCAAGAAAAAUACUUUGACGGAUGAAGAAGCCUUUCAGGGGAGAGAUUCUGUAGCCAGUUAGCGACAAGUUUCGGAUCGAUAUCGCACUUGUUGACUUACAAAUAUUUGAUAUCAAACGUCGACAAAACCGAUACCGAUUCGAAAAUUGUCGUUAACUGGUAACAGAAUCUGUCCCAGGCCUACAAAAAUGAUAUCGUCCGAUUCAGCUGGAACAAAAAUGCUUCAAACAAGUAAGGGUUUCUCUGUAUUAUGGCAUCGAACCGACAUAUAUACAUCUUUCAUUUGAAUCAGUAAAAAAGCUCUAUUGGCUCUUACAUUCGGGUUUUGUUAGGCGUUUCUUCCAUAUUUUUGGCCUAUGUGCGCUUUUAUUCGAAACCUAAGUGUUUCGGUACCGAGUAUCGAGAGUAUUGGGUACUUAAAAGUAUUGACUCAGCACAUCACUACUGCUGUCUUCUCUACUAUGACGUCACCAAAACAGCUGAUUCUGUCAAAAUCACUGAGAGCCGAGUAGCGGUAUCGUCAUCGGCGCCACCUCUGUAUUCUCUCCACCGUGGUGGAGACUAUAGUUAUUUUUUAAACAGUUUUUUAUACGUUUUUUCUACUGAAUAAAAUUGCUGCUUUUAUGUAACGAAUUGUAUCGAAAAA